AUGGACCCCACUCUUUUUCUCAACAACACCAGUAGCGGUUUGUGCUCUCCAGCCAUCAUAUCUUCCCUGAUAUGUUUACUUAUAGGAACCUUAGCAUCGGUUACUUUGUGUGGUAACUUGCUUGUGAUAAUCUCCAUUGUUUACUUCAAACAGCUCCAGACUCCCACAAACACACUGGUGCUGUCUCUGGCUGUGGCAGAUCUUCUCGUGGGAGCUGUGGUUUUACCUUUUAGCCUUGUUAUAGCUACAAAUUCAUGCUCGCAAAUUGAAUAUUUACUUUGUGUCAUCCGGGGAGCUUUUGAUAUAACCCUUUGUGCAUCGUCUAUUUUAAGUUUGUGUUCUAUUUCUAUUGACCGUUACUUAGCUGUGUGUCAGCCUUUACGCUACAAAAACAUAGUCACCUUUAAUGUCUCUCUGAUCAUGAUUGUUGUGGUAUGGACUGUUUCGAGUGUAUGUGGGAUUGUAAUGACGGUUACAUGGAAAGCUGAAGGAGAAUGUUCAAUUAUGAAGGGUUUCAAAACAGCAGUAAUCGCAUCUUUUUUAAGCUUCUGUACUCCUGUGAUUAUAAUGGUAAUACUUUAUGCUAAGAUUUUUUAUGUUGCUUGGAAACAGGUCAAAAACAUCAAUUGCAUUCAUGUGGGCAAAGGAGUCGGUAAGAUGGAGAGAAAGGCCACCCGCACUCUUAUGAUUGUAAUGGGAGUAUUUAUUAUCUGCUGGACUCCGUUUGUGUUAUUAAUAACAGCAAUGCCUUUUGUGGAGAUAGAUGAGCCUUCCAUAGUAUUGGGGUUCAAGUGGCUGGGCUGGUCAAACUCUAUGCUCAAUCCUUUUAUUUAUGCUGUCUUUUAUAGCUGGUUCAGAUCUGCUUUCAAACUAAUUCUAAAUGGGAAAAUAUUCAAAGGGGAUUUUACAAAUGCCAAACUUGUGUAA
Boleophthalmus pectinirostris (great blue-spotted mudskipper) is the source of this 927-nucleotide messenger RNA. RefSeq names its product trace amine-associated receptor 4-like. Bases 1 to 927 code for a protein of 308 amino acids. The record is from RefSeq and is a predicted model, not a curated record. Gene Ontology annotation, molecular function: G protein-coupled receptor activity. Lineage: Eukaryota; Metazoa; Chordata; Actinopteri; Gobiiformes; Gobiidae. Gene Ontology annotation, cellular component: membrane. The transcript has a single exon. Gene Ontology annotation, biological process: adenylate cyclase-activating adrenergic receptor signaling pathway.